GACACAAUUAGCACAAGAUGAGUUUGGUAAGUGGGUAUCCUCAAAAUUUCCACCCAGGCCCUAUGCCGGAAAUGUACCCGUACCACCAGGCCGCCUACCCCGAGCGACCCGACCCCGGUCCCGCGUACUUUCAGCACUGGAUGUUCACCAACGGCGCUGGGGAGAUGCAGCCGAUGUCGCCGGACCAAUACUGCGGACAAAUCACAGAAUUCCAGGGACUCGGUCCCAUGCAAUCGUUUGCUCAGUUUAACCCAGAGACUCGCGUUCGAGUAGUUAAGAGACGGGUGUCCGCCAACAAGAAGGAAAGACGCCGUACUCUGAGUAUUAACACUGCCUUCGCUGACCUGAGGGGGUGUAUACCCAACGUCCCCUCAGAUACAAAACUGUCAAAAAUCAAAACUCUAAGGCUGGCCACUAGUUAUAUUGCCUAUUUAAUGGACAUUUUGGCCAAAGAUGACCCUAACUUAACGGAGGGUGGAUUCAAGGCGGAGAUUACUAAGAAAUUAGAGAGCAAAGAAGACAGGAGGAAAAGGGAACUGGCGGAACUUAAUAACACGUUGAGCGGAGGAGACACGAAGAAAGGGAAGGGCAGAACGGGUUGGCCUCAACAUGUUUGGGCUCAGGAGUUAAAACAAGCGGAGUGACCGCAGCAAAACCGUGGGAAAUCCAGCGAAAUCUUACGUCAAAUUACGCAAAUGGUUUUCACAGAAAAUAGACCUGCUUCUGUCACUAAGAAAUUACAAAGAAACAAGAGAAACUCUACUCUCGGCGUACUACAGAUUUUCAGCCCAGAACGUUCGAGAACUUUUGAAGUGAUUAUCAAUCCCCACCUCCAAGUAACGUAAACGCACGAGUCUCGUCUCCAUGACAACCUGUAGUAACGCUUGGGGUUUCUCAGUUUCAAGAGGAGUGAAGAGAGAGAGGAAAAAACUAUAUUCCAUUAGAAACCUGAAUAUCUGCACGCUGUACCAUGAAGACUACGUGCCAAGGGAGAACGUUCAGGUCAGCCUUUGUGAAAACACAGUAUUAUUGCUAUUGACAGGAUUCUCCUGUUAGCAAUCCUCGGGGAGUUUAUUUGUGCCAAGAAUUUCUGUAAAUCAAAUCUCAAAAAAAGAUGUGAUAAAGUGUGAGUGUAAUACUGUUUUAUUUAUUCAUGAAACGUGAGGUUGAAAGUCAAGUCACACUGUUCGUGUUUAACUUUCUGACUUAUUAUAAAUAGAAUUAUUUUAUUUAUAUUAAUAUGAAAAUAUGCAUAUCUAUGUGCCCAUGAUUUAUGAUAGUAUUAUAUUGAAUAUGUUUAUGUGUAGAUAAAUAGAUACAUUUAGGUAUAUGUAAUUGAUUAUUAUUAUUAUAAGAUAUAUAAGUGAAAACAGUUCACAUGUCGCACAAACUUAGAGACGACAUUUUGACAAUAUCUUUAAUAAGCCUACAUGUAUAUCGCUCAAAAGUUUUAAAAAAAGCUUAGCAUAGCGUCUGUCUCGUAAGUAUUUAAGCAAGAGAUUUGAGUUUUUUCUGCGGAAAAGUUCUUAAGCAGGGUCGUGAUCGAGUUAAUUGAUGGGGCAGGCCUUUUCAUAACGCGUGACUUCGAGGUCGACUCCAAAACUGAUCAUCCAGAUUUGGGGAUGUAAUUCGCUGACGAUAUCCACGUCGCGUCCUCGUCUUAGACAUUGCAGCCAGGAAUCGGUAUAACUCCCAUUACCAUGAAAGUCAAGAGUUGAACUCAGUGUCGGGGAUCCAGAACAGGGAUAGCGAAUGAUCGCAAAAAUGGUGCAUUUUAAUUUGAUCAGAGCCCUAAUCGGCAGUACACAAAUUAAGUCAUCCAAAAGGUCAAGGUAUUCUUAACCUGGUGUCCGCUUUGGAGGGGCUUAAUCAUUGGCUUUUUUUCCUUCUUUCUAUAAUUAGUCACUCUGUUGGACAGUGUUCAAGUAGCAAGAAAAACUUAUAAAUCAAUUGUGGUCUGACCAUGUGAUAUAACAGCGUAGUUUUGUUGAGAAAAGAUCGAAAAAUCUCACGAAAAAAAGCCAACUGGUAUUUAUUUUUUAAGACCCUUAAUUGUUAUUAUCGAAAAUGUUCAGAAUAUUUUCUGCUCAAAAAGAAAAUGAUCACAGCUAUGAAAAUAACUCAUUGGUAGUAACUUAUAAUGUUACUUUAAGAUGGUAAAGGGUGUUUUUUAGCAUAGGUACAGUUGAUUGCUGAAAGUAUCUGUUGUAAAACGAAUAUCUGUGACUGCAUGUCAUAAUUUUUUUUUUAAUUUUGAGUUUUUUAAAUUUGCCAACUUUCCUAGCGCGUUCAGAUUUAAGCAUUUUCAAGUGUAUAUAUUAUGAAGAAAACAUUUUUCAGGUUUGAACUUAAAAAAUUUUGUUAUCAAGAUCUGUAAUUAAAUCCAAAUCUUAUUAAGGUCAGUGUCUUUAUUCUUCAAUUUCGUCGGUAAGUGAGUAAGUAGUCUGCGAGAAGAGGGUCUUUGUAUGUAGGGAAUGUCAACAAUUUGCCGUUAAAUCGGUGCAGGAUCCAUCGACGGCUUCUCCACGUCACCGAUGAAAUACGCUCGGCGACGCUGAGGGAGCGGUAGCCGCUCUCGCCCAGACUCUUAGAUCAUCCGCACUAUUGUUUACUCCUUGCAUGUAAACGUACACCGUAAUCGUAUAGGAAAGUGAUAAAUCUUCCUCAUGUCAAUGGACUUAUUUAUUAAGUCGACUCCGGUGAAGAUCACGUCAUUGCCAGUGUGUGUAUAGCCAAUGGGUUAAUUAUUAUAAGGAUUGAAGACGAGGUAAACAUUGUAGCUGGUGUUUGUUCAGUAUGUUCAUUGUGAACUGAUGCACGCCUAUCGCAACAUCUAAAUACUUGUAAAUACAGAGGUCGUGGACAUUUGUAUAUUUAUAUAUCUAUCUGUGUGUUGUUAUACAGGUCUCUAUGUGUCACUUUUAAUUAAGGGACUGAAUAACACGUAGACAAGAGAGGUUAGAUAUCGAGAUAUCUUGGUGCUGUUUUAAAUCAAAUUCUUCAAUAAUUUUAAAGAGUGGUGCUAAUUUGCGGAUUACACGUGGUUACCUAUGACCAAUGAAUAAAACAGUG
Messenger RNA from Lingula anatina, 3072 nucleotides. Its product is annotated as heart- and neural crest derivatives-expressed protein 2. NCBI's taxonomy places the organism in Eukaryota, Metazoa, Brachiopoda, Lingulata, Lingulida, Lingulidae. Gene Ontology annotation, molecular function: RNA polymerase II transcription regulatory region sequence-specific DNA binding; protein dimerization activity; DNA-binding transcription factor activity, RNA polymerase II-specific. Gene Ontology annotation, biological process: regulation of transcription by RNA polymerase II; developmental process. The record is from RefSeq and is a predicted model, not a curated record.